This is a messenger RNA of Larimichthys crocea (large yellow croaker), 5922 nucleotides long. RefSeq names its product calmodulin-regulated spectrin-associated protein 3. Lineage: Eukaryota; Metazoa; Chordata; Actinopteri; Sciaenidae. The transcript has 19 exons. The record is from RefSeq and is a predicted model, not a curated record. Gene Ontology annotation, biological process: negative regulation of microtubule depolymerization; neuron projection development; cytoplasmic microtubule organization. Gene Ontology annotation, molecular function: calmodulin binding; microtubule minus-end binding; spectrin binding. Gene Ontology annotation, cellular component: microtubule minus-end. The coding region runs from base 71 to 4840 and encodes 1589 amino acids.
CUCACAUUUACCCGGUGCUGCUGCUGAUACUGCCGCUGCCUCCGUGUCUUCCGUGCGGCUCAGCGCGGCCAUGGUGGACUCUCCCAGCGCGAUGAAGAAGACCUUCUCGGUGCCGGAGAUCAAACCGCUGGACCAGUACGACUUCAACCGGGCCAAGAUCUGCGCCAGCGUCCGGUGGCUGCUGUCGAAAUCGUACGGCUCUGCAGAAAAUGUCCCCGUGGAGCUGCGGGAGCCGCUUUACAAGGACCAGUAUGAACAAGAGCACCUCAAGCCGUCCAUCUCAAAGCUGCUUCUCUCUCCUGAGAUCUACUGCCGAGCCCAGGCCUUGCUGGCCCAGGCACAUGGGGUCUCUCUGCCAGCAUCGCAGGGGUCCCCAUCUGACAACUCCGCUCUGCUGCAGUUCCUCAUUAAGAAAGGUUUCACCCCAAAGGUCCAGGAUGCAGACGUCACCGAGGCGGACCUCAGCUUUGUCCCCAUUAAGACGAAAGCCCACCUCGCCCUGAUUGACUCUCUGAUGACGCUGGCUGCCAAAGAGACGGUGGGCAGGGUGAAUAUGGCGGUGGAGGCGGAGCAGAUGGGUGUCGGGGCUCCGUGGGAGAACGCUCUGCUGUUCUGGGUUAACAGGCUGAACCAGAAGUUGAGAGAAAUCACCGAAGACGAAGAGCUCCCCAAGUCGCAGACAUGUACAGACCUGCAGCCUGCUCAGGAUGGGUGUCAAUCCACCCGUUGGUACUGGAAACUAGUCCCCCAUGCUAUCGCUUUUUGUUUGAAGGAGUCUGGGAAUAAGCCGCCAGUGAUUCGCUAUAGGAAGGACAAAGUGCAGUCUAAGCUGACUCCCACUUUCCCUCUGGUUUAUGCGGUCAAAGAUCUGUCUAAUGGCUGUGCUAUAGCUGCUGUGUUGCACUUCUACUGCUCCAGCUUGCUGCCUCUAGAGGAUGUGUGUCUAAAGGACACCAUGUCAGUGGCUGACAGUCUCUACAACCUGCAGAUGAUCAAAGAGUUUUGCGAGAGCAGUUUACAGAGUUGCUGCCCCCUUGCUGUGGAGGACCUGCUCUACGCUCCACCGGUUCUGCAUCUGAACAUCAUGAGCUUCAUAGCUGAGCUGCUGGAGUGGUUUGAAGUUAAGAAGCCUGAUUUUGUCAAGCCCAUACAACCCAUCGACCUCACAGAUGUCUCAGGGUUACUAGAUUGUACAAGUCCUGUCAGCGGGAACAGCAACAGUGGUUCUCCUUCCUUCAUCUUCAAACAACCCUUUGUGCCUAUCUCCUCCCCCGUGUCACCAGAAAACAAAAGUUGGACAAAGAAACAAAUCAGUCGUCCUCUGUCAGCAGUGACUUUCAGCAUCCCAUUUGGGCUCGACAGUGAUGUUGACAUUGUCAUGGGAAACCCAAUAGAUUCUGUCUUUCGCUCCGUCAGCACUGACAGCCUCACCACUGGCAUCCCUGCAAUAACUUCACCAGUGAAAUCAGCAGGGAUGACCCAUGUCCCAUACAGCCCUCCAGAGGAUUUCAGCCACCUGGUCAGCGCUUCGGCACCAUCACAGCGUGCAUCUUGGGGUCCUUAUGCACACACAACACCAAUGGGAGAGCUACCAACCAUUGAGGAGGCACUACAGGUGGUUCAUACUCCUGGCAACAAAGAUCGGAAAAAGGGAAGGACGGCAGAGAAAGGAGUAAAAGGAGUGACGGUAGGAAGGCCAGAACCCAGGUUACGUCCCGAAGGAGCCCCUGCUGGUUUCUUCCUACACUGCCCUGAGGAGGAUAAUCUCCUCCUCAGUAGCUCUGCUCCCUGUCGCUCUGGAGUCCUCUACCAUCCUGUUGGAGGAGGAGUGGGUGAUAAUAAAAAGCAAGGAAGAGGAGAGAGGAGGGAGAGAUCAGGACGCACCUCAGAUAUGUCACGUGAUGACGACUCUGUUCUACGAGAUGGCAGUGUUGACUCCUCUGAAGCAUCGGAUGAUACCCCUAGAAAUGCCCCGGGUAAUAUUCGACCCAAUAACGGUCGCCAGGGAAACCACAGCACCAGCAAUAGUCCACGCAUGACAAGCUUUGCUGAGCGACGAGACAACAGAAGAAGACAUCCUGCUGCUCCUGGGGAGGAGUCGGCCUCUGCUCCAACCCCAACAACCCCAGGCACUCCACAUACACCCUCUACCCCAGCAGGGCUACCUGGCUGCCAGGACAGCCCAGGUCCCAGAGGCCCUGAACCAGGCUCUGAGGCCUGGGAGUUGGGGGCUCGUCUAGAGGAAAAACGUAAAAGCAUUGAAGCCCAAAAACGACGCAUAGAAGCCAUUUUUGCCAAGCACAGACAGAGGCUUGGAAAAACAGCUUUCCUUCAGCUGAAAAGAGAGCAAGGAGAGGGAGGAGGCGAGGGAGCAGAGGAGGAUAGUCUUAGCCUGGAGGAGCGCCUCACGCGUAUGGAGGAACAGCUGAAACAGGAAGAGGAGAAGGAAGAGAAGGAGAAAGAAAAAGAUGCAGAGAAAGAUAAAGAGAAGCCAUCUGUUUCCAAUCCUCCUCGGCUGGAGAAGCAGGUCACAUUCUCUAUUGAAAGUAAGAAAGGAGCAGAGAAAGAAAAAGGAGGGGAAACUGUCAUCGUGGAGUAUAAUGAAGUGGUGCAAAAGUUGAGUGAAGCUCUGCAGUCACUACAAAAGGACAUGCAGAAGCUUACAGAACAGCAACAGCAGCUCAUGAGCAACCAAAGACCCAGAAGUACACCCAAAACUACUCCAAAAUCAACAUCCAGAAGUAAUGCCAAAACCAAAACUCCUCCUCACACCCCAACAAAGACUCCACCAAGAACCCCAACAAAGACUCCUACAAGAAGUACCAGUAAAGCUUGGGUGAUUCCUCCUGUUUCCAACCCGCCCUCUGCCUCCUCCCCAUCACGACGUUCUCAAGUUCUUACUUCUCCCAAAAUUAUCGUCUCUUCCUCGUGCCCAGCUCCUCGCACAAAGAUCCACUCCUCCUCCACUCCACGCAGCCCCAAGCACCACCCUCGUCCCCAACAUCAGCCUCACCCACGGCCCUCUGAACUGAAGUUCCCACCACUCAACCGUGUCUUGACACCAACCCAGAAUGUGGACACGCUCCCCCACCUGCGCCGCGUGUCUCCCAGCAAGUGUCAGGUUCAGACCUCCUCUUCCUUCCGUAUUGGUGGGCCUCGGACUCCUCAAGAGUCUCCUCAGCAAAUCCAGCAACCACAGCCUGAUGAAUGCACCUCAGACACAGGCUCUAGCGAAACACCAACACAGUUCAGCCUUGAGCUGGAGCUGGAGGAGACGGAGGCCGUAGGAGGGCUGCCGGUAUUGACACAGCCCAGACAGGAUCGUCCCAGGGCUGCUGGCGGAAGCAGUUCUGGAGCUCCUUCUGAGUGCUCGUUUGAGAGCGAGACUUUGUCCCUUUCUGCUGCGUACAGCGCAGGAGGUGAAGGUGGGAGAGGUGGGGUUGCGGGGAUGCACUGCAGCCUGAUUGAGGUCUCAUUGUCAUCUCAUGGAGGGCCAGAGGGGGGCAGUGAUGAACCAACUGAUGAAGGACACGAGUUUUCCUCUGAUUCUAUGAGCGACCACACAGAAUCUGCUGCAGACCCAGCUCGAGUACUUGCUGCAGAACCCCUAGACCCCAUACAGCAGCUGGAACUGGCCACAGGAGCCAGAAACUUGCCAGAAGAACAAACUGAAUCCAAAGGAGAACAGACAGGACACACUGAAACUUUGGAACCAAGUGGAGAACAAAAUGAACUGGGGACAAGAGGAGGGAUUCGGUUCUUCUUUAAGGAGGAGGUACAUAGUGAGGAGGAGAUGGCCCAGCGUAGAGCUUUCUUGUUGGAAAAACAGCAGAAGAGAACUGAGGAGAUGAGGAAGAGGAGGCAGUGGCAUGAACAAGACAGGGAAAACAGACCAUUGUCAGACAAAAGAGUGGCAUCUCCCUCGGGUACACCUCCCGCAGGCACAACUUCACCUUUCUCCACGCCUCCCGCUACACCAGUCCGCAGGGGAGAUUUCACACGAGGGGAGUAUGCACUGCGGCAACAGCUCAGGAUCAUGGAUGACCUGGACAAAGUGCUUCAGCAUAAGUCAACCACUCAAGGACGAUCUUCCACUAAGAAAACACGCUCACGGCCUCGCAGCAUGACCAGGGAGGAAACAAAGCUGUCUCUGAGUCCAGCCAAGGGAACACCUGGCUCGAAGUUGAACAAAGUCUACUCUCACUCCUCCCUCAACCUGGCAGCCACAGAUGAGCCAGGAAAGAAAUGUGCAGACCCCACAAAGAAGCCCAGCAGCCGCCCUGGUUCACCUGCAGGAUGUAUGACACCGAGUAGACUGGCAAAUCAGAAUGGAGACAAAGAGUGGGAGGUCGGUUCGAAUGGUACCUCACCUGCCCCAGAAUACACAGGUCCAAAGCUCUUCAAAGAACCAAGCUUGAAGUCCAACAAAUUCAUCAUUCACAAUGCGCUCUCUCGCUGCUGCCUCGCUGGAAAAGUCAACGAGACUCAGAAAAACAAGAUAGUGGAGGAAAUGGAGAAGAGUCCCGCCAACCACUUCCUCAUCCUCUUCCGUGAUUCCAGCUGCCAGUUCAGGGGCGUUUACACCAUGAAUGCCGACUCCCAGGAGCUCGUACGAUUGGCUGGCGUAGGCCCACGGACAAUUAGCUCCACCCACGUGGAAUCCAUCUACAAAUACAGUUCAGACAGGAAGCAGUUUAGUGCCAUCCCCUCUAAAACCAUGGGCAUGAGCGUGGAUGCCUUCACCAUCCCCGGCCAUCUUUGGCAUGGAGGUGGAGGAGCAGCGGGAGGGGGAGGAAGCAGGAGAGCAAGCAUUACUAAGAAGGCAGUGAUUUCGAAGUGAGGAACAUGUCACACUGAUGUGUUAAGUUAUUCACACUGUAAUUAUAGUGGAAACUGUGGUCAAAUAUGUAAUACAAGAGGGGGAGGAAGAAAGCAUUACUAAGAAGGCGGUUAAAACACGUCACAGUGACAGAUCAUUAAAGAAAACACUGUAAUUAGAGUGAACACUGUAGUCAACAGUUACAUGCACACAGAUGAGCCUUCAGCCCUGUGUGUGCAGACCUUACCUCUCUUGCCCUGGCAUUUUACUACAAAUACAAAACACUAAAAAAUUGUUUCUACUCCCCCUUUAUGUGCAUGAAAAUGUUAGCGGCACAACUUUGUUUUCUUAAACAGUGACACGCUCAGAUCCAGAGUGUACAGAGGAAGGUUUUGUAAAAUAUUAGGUCAAUUGCACAAGGAAGAGUUACUUUUAAAAAGUCUCAUUACUUAUACUUUCAUUGUUUGAAGUACAAACUCAAAAAUGACUUUUUUUCUUUUAGAAGAAAAGGAAACUUUAUGAAGUUGUUUAUUGAAAAACACUGACUUUCAUAAGACACACGAUUAUUGUCUGUUCUGCAGAACGUCUCCCGGUUCUGAAGUAGUCUCAAGUAGAAUACCACUUUUAUACAUUAAGCCAAACAACAGGAAAAAAAAAAUGCCUUCUCAUGUCAGAGUUACUGACAGGACUUUUAUCUUGUACAAGUUUCAAAUUCAAUUCUACCAACAACCGUCAACAGGUGGAGUAAAGCACAUUUGUUUUGCAAAAUGAAAGAUAGCCAUAAGCAUAUGAUGCAGAGAGCCAAGGCGAACAUUGCAGAUCUGUAAAUGUGUUGGUGGUUUUCAGAGAUGAUUACCACAGCAUGGAUGGUUAUUUACUGUAUGUGGUAUAAGCUUAUUUCAAAAUACUAUCACAGUGAAAGCUGAAUGUUUGAUCAAACUAUGUUGAUAAUGGGUAUACUGUAUGUACGAGUGUCAGACGUCAAAUGAAGAACAAUGAACUAAUAGCAUAUUGAGGCUGACAUCUCAUGCCAAGCUUACAUUUAGAAGUACAUGGAUUGUUGCACUCGUUCGGGAUGGGUUCCCACAGCUGGUAUUAUUUUG